UUUCUAACCUGCCUCCUCCUUCCUGACAUGGAACGAUGCUAAUCCCAAGAAAUCGACGGGGUUCAGUGCAUACUCACAUGUGCUACACAACUGCUUCUCACCUUGUAUGCCUCAUGGUACCGGCCAACGACGUUGUCGCCAAUGCGUGAGCUUGAAGGAAUAGGCGCGAGCUUUAGGACAUGAGAAGAUAACCGAGGCGAUAUGCGUUCCACCCCAUCCAAACAGGCGUCGAAGCUGAAGGCGUUUUCGCUGGCGUCGCCUGCGGUGAUUCGAGUUCUCAAAUACCAGGGUUGAGAUGUCCUUCUCUCGAGCGGGGAGAGUUUCUCUACUAGAUGCAGACGAGUGUUUGUCGGCAGUGGAUUUCAUUGAAUUGAUGGAACGUGUUGUUCGAAUGCUCGUCUAGCUGAAGCUGAAUCAUUCGAAUCAUUCGAACCAUGUUGACCUUCAAAUCGAUGGGGUUUAGACACGAUCCCGAUACGCUAACCCGCGGAUUACUAUGUGGGGACUAUCAGGAACUGCCGGAUUGUCGCACAACACGCCGUACAUGUAGAUUUCAUUGGAUAAAUAGCUUUAGCACGUAUCAGUCAACAUAAGUUGUACCACACCCAGUCAGUCCAGUCUCUACAGGUCAGAGACCUUGUAAGCCAUCCACUUCGAUUUACCAGUCUGCACGAGAUAUCCAUUGUUGCGCACCGCCACAUGAUGCGUGAUCACAAACUUGUUCUCUGCCUUGAUUGGCUGAGCGCGAGCACGGCGCCCUCGCCCACCCGCCUCCGCACACGGCGCGAAACCACCUCCGUGGCCCGCUAAGGGUCUCUCUCCGCCCCCUGCAACGGUCCCUGCGAUCCCGGCGCCCGCGGAACAGCCCCAUCUGAGCCCUGGUCGACGACAGUGCACCCCGUCGCUCCGCGUCGUUCUGCACGAUCUGCGGCCCGCGCGACUCAUUGAUUUCCGCCCGGAACGCUGCCGAGUGCGUUCUUGACCCCCUCGGAUUGCGCUCCGCACGGCCGAACCCGACCUGUGUGCCACCAUGGCCGCCGCGAAGCUGACGCCAUACACCCGAACUCCAUCCCCCAUACGCUCGCAGCUCAUCAAGGUUGUGCCGGACUCUGUACCGUCCACGGACGAGCUCGAGGCGCUGCAUGAGGAGCUGAAGCUGCUCAAAGCGCGUACGCUGGAGCGUGCGAAGAAGGUGACCGAGGACUUCAAGCAGAUUGAGGAGACGUACAAGAGAAUGAGGGAGAAGGAGAAAGGUAAAGCCAAGCAGAUAGAAAAGGUCAAACGCGAGCGCGACUUUACCCCGCUUCCCGAGGCCGACGAUAUCAGAGUCAAAUCGCGUAUUCAGUCUAAACCUGUUCCGUCUCUUCCUCCGUCUUCAGCGCGGUCCUCUUUAGACCCGAGAGGAGAUGAUGCCAAGAAGCACAAGAAGAAACGAAAGCGAGACGACGAGAGCGACCAUGAAGAUGGCCAAAAGCCCCGUAAAGGCACGCCACCAGCACAGCAUACGCAUCCUCCAAAGGCACAAAAGUCGACCUCUUCAGCUAGCCAACCCUCUGCUAAGUCAUCCACUAAUGACUGGGCUAUCCCUCCUCCCGUAUCGCUUCUCCCGACACGACCAGUGUUGCCGCCGCCGUCAAAGCCGGGACCGAGCAAACCGACGGAUGUAAUGGAAGACUUUAGUCAGCUUAAACAGCCCACGCAAACCUCCGUUUCCAUCUUCUACUCCUUCAUCGAGCCCUACCUGCGUCCCAUCCGCGAAGAGGACAUCGGAUUCCUGGAACACACUGGAGACGAAGUCGAACCGUUUAUAAUGCCCAAGCUAGGCCGACAUUAUACGGAAAACUGGGCCGAGAUGGACGCCAAGGGCCCCGACGCGGGCGACGCACGCGAUGCCGAAGCCGACUCGUAUCUGCCACCGGCUCCGAAGUGGGAUCCGUCGACGCUGGCUGAAGGCGACCUCUUGAACGAGUCUCGAGGCCAUGGCCCGUUGACGGAACGAGUGCUAAGCGCGUUGUUGCCGAUGCCGGAUGCCACGCCGUGGAAAGGCGUCAAGGCGGCAGAGGACGCGAUGGAGGGCAGGCCGGGAGGGAGUGCGGCGGCGGCGGCGAGAAAGGAGAAGAUGAAUGUGUCUGAUCUGGAGGCUCGAAUACGGGACACGAUGCGUUAUCACGGGUUGUUGGAUUCGAUUCCUGAUUACUCGGACAAGGUAGACGACCCGAUUGCCACUGCUCUGCGCCAUGCCCAGAGCGAGCUGCGCCAAGUCGUUGCGGUGAACAAGGCUCGGAAAGCCCGUCUCGUCAAGAUUGCACGAGAUCGGCUGGGUCACCAGGAGUACAUCGAGUCCCGGGACGCUAUCGAUAAAAGCAUUAGCAACUCGUACACCAAACUGCAGAAGAAGAACGAGCCUAAGGUGAACAAGAAGAAGAAGAAGCUGGAUGACGCUAGUGGCUCGGGUACGCCUGCGCCAGGCGAGGGGUCCUCGAGCCAUUUGCCUCCUUGUCCUGCUGCACUGGGUCUCGGUCCAGACGAAGAUAAUAAUCUCGUCGUGCCCGACUCGCUCAACCAACUCGUUCAAAUGCGGCGGCAGUGGGUCGACACUGUUGGGGGCAUCUUCGAUCAGCGACAGCAAGAGGAGCCAGGCUCGAUGUGGGGCUUCCCAGAGAAGAGUAUCUAUCAGGACAUGGAGGAUGAGGUCCAGGAGAUAUUGAGAACAUUGCCAGAACCCAGGAGGAAACAGACUGCGGCUUCGCCCUCUCGGGACGCGAUGGAUCUGGGCUAA
Messenger RNA from Mycena citricolor, 2779 nucleotides. The record is from the annotation of a GenBank genome assembly. NCBI's taxonomy places the organism in Eukaryota, Fungi, Basidiomycota, Agaricomycetes, Agaricales, Mycenaceae.